CCACCACCACCAGAAGGGCCCGGCGGAGAGGGGGGCGAGCGAGCCAGCGCGGCGACGCCGAGUGACAGUGUGGUUGCUGUGAAAGAACUCAUUAGCCAUGGAUGUAUUCAUGAAAGGACUUUCAAAGGCCAAGGAGGGGGUUGUGGCUGCUGCGGAGAAAACCAAACAGGGUGUGGCAGAAGCUGCAGGGAAGACAAAAGAGGGGGUUCUCUACGUAGGCUCCAAAACUAAGGAAGGGGUGGUUCAUGGAGUGACAACAGUGGCUGAGAAGACCAAGGAGCAGGUGACAAAUGUGGGAGGGGCAGUGGUGACAGGCGUGACCACCGUGGCCCAGAAGACAGUGGAGGGAGCCGGGAACAUCGCAGCUGCUACAGGCUUUGUGAAAAAGGACCAGCUGGGCAAGAGUGAAGAGGGAUCUCCACAAGAAGGAAUUCUAGAAGACAUGCCCGUGCAUCCUGACAACGAGGCCUAUGAAAUGCCUUCCGAGGAAGGCUAUCAAGACUACGAACCUGAAGCAUAAGACACAUGGCACACCCAGUUUCUUGAGAUCUGCCGACAGAUGUUCCAUCCUGUGCAAGUGCUCAGCUCCAACAUGCCCAGUCGUGACAUUCCCUCAAAGUUUGUACAGUGUAUUUUGAAGUCUUCCAUCAGCAGUGAUUGAAAUAUUUGUCCCUGCCCUCACUCUGCAUUUCGGUGCUCCCCUCACUGACAUGAAUAUAUGGUAGCAGGGUCUUUGUGUGCCGUGGACAUUGUAGCUUCAAAUCUUAUCAUGUUCAAACCAUUAAAAACACCUAAGUGACUACCACUUAUUUCUAAACCUUCACUGAUUUUUGUGAUUGUUGUUGGUGUCGCUGUUGUCAGAAAGUUGUGAGUGAUUUGCCAUCCUAUAGUCGAAUAUUUUCAAGUGUCUUUGAUUAUUCUAAGAAUAAUGAUGUUUUGUGAAAUCUGUUGAUAACCAUAAUAUUUAAAAAGAAACUAUGUGAGCAUGAAACUAUGCACCUAUAAAUAUUAACUAUGAAAUUU
This is a messenger RNA of Perognathus longimembris pacificus (Pacific pocket mouse), 1023 nucleotides long. RefSeq names its product synuclein alpha (gene Snca). The record is from RefSeq and is a predicted model, not a curated record. NCBI's taxonomy places the organism in Eukaryota, Metazoa, Chordata, Mammalia, Rodentia, Heteromyidae. Gene Ontology annotation, cellular component: cytoplasm; axon terminus; neuronal cell body. Gene Ontology annotation, molecular function: cuprous ion binding. Bases 98 to 520 code for a protein of 140 amino acids. Gene Ontology annotation, biological process: synapse organization; chemical synaptic transmission; regulation of dopamine secretion. The transcript has 6 exons.